CUUCGCUUUUUUGGCCAGUGGAACAUUUUUGUACACAGUUGGAGAUGCAGAGAAUAUCAGGCAAAGCAUCAGUUUGCAGCUCUGUACGAACUGUGUACCUUUCUUUAAAAAGACUACUCAAUGUGUUCAUCACAUUCCCUGGCCACAAAGCUAUUUGUACCAUUAAACAUGCCUUUUAUGGAAUAGCUGGUUUCCCAAAUGUUAUCGGUGCAUUGGACUGCACCCAUGUGUGUAUUAAGUGUCCGUCUGGUCCACAUGAAGCGGACUAUGUGAAUAGGAAAUCAGUACACAGCAUCAAUGUACAGAGGAUUAGUGAUGCAGAUUGCAUCAUCGCAAAUGUAGAGGCCAAAUGGCCAGGCUCUGUGCAUGACUCCAGAAUCUUUAGAGCCUCAUCUCUCUACCAGCAACUAGCAAGAGGAGAAUUCUCAGGAGUUUUGCUGGGAGACAAGGGAUACCCAUGCCUGCCUUACCUCUUGACUCCCUAUCAGGAGCCCCAGACAGAGGCACAGCACCGCUACAACAUUGCCCAUGCACGCACAAGUGGUCGUAUAGAGAUGGCAUUUGGGCUGAUAAAGUCAAGGUUUCAGUGCCUGAAGCACCUCAGAGUGACUCCACCUAGGGCAUGUGACAUUGUAGUUGCUUGUGUAGUGCUGCAUAACAUUGCUUGUCUGAGGAGAGAGAGGCAACCAAGGAUUGCAUGA
Molecule: messenger RNA, 701 nt
Organism: Cyprinus carpio (common carp)
Lineage: Eukaryota; Metazoa; Chordata; Actinopteri; Cypriniformes; Cyprinidae
Product: putative nuclease HARBI1
Exons: 4
Coding region: 45-701 (218 amino acids)
Source: RefSeq, a predicted model, not a curated record